Molecule: messenger RNA, 4412 nt
Organism: Phlebotomus argentipes
Lineage: Eukaryota; Metazoa; Arthropoda; Insecta; Diptera; Psychodidae
Exons: 1
Coding region: 32-1867 (611 amino acids)
Source: RefSeq, a predicted model, not a curated record
GGAGAGUCGGCGGAAGUGUGCCAAUUGUCGUAUGGAGCGCGAUCGUGAGAAGUGGGAGAGAUUCCGGGAGAGCAAAUUGGAGGCGAUGCGUCUGCACAAGUACAACGUGGAGCGACGGAUGCGCUAUGACUGCAACACGGACAAGCGCUACUGGAGUCAGCGGCAGGACAAGCUCAAGCGGUAUCCCAAGCAAGAGGCUCUCGAUCCAUCCUGGUACACAGACAAUAUCUACUCCAAUCAGAGCGUGGACGAGGAGGAUGAUUUCAGGGAGUUCAGAGGCGGCAGGCGGAUGAGACGCGGAUACGAUAGGAGGGAUUACAAUGGAAAUAGCGACAUGGACAGAUUCACUUUCAUACCAAUCAAACCGACAACGCCGACGAGAUACGGCGAGUUCAAGUAUCCCAAGUCCAGCAGCUACUCCUUCGGAGUGUCGUCGUACGAGAAAGCCAAUCCACGCGCUCUAGUGCCUAAAUCCCACUCAUUCAGUGUCACCCAGUCCUCGCCAAAGAUCCACAGAGACGUGCGAAACGGUUACCCACCGGAUGACUUCCACUUCCGCCGGAGGAACUACUCUUACGGCGAAGGCGGGAGCUUCCCAUCAUCAUACACUCGUAUCUGCGAUAGAGAUGGUUGUGUCAAUGAAUCGUGCCUAGCCAAGGAGUCAAAUAUGAUGAGCGUGCGAAACGAUCUCCAUCGACCUGACGAGUCAGAAGAGGACGAUCUUCCCCUGAGCAUGUGGCGCUUCAAGCGAUACGCCAAAGACCGAGCAUUGGCAGCCAAGCAACCGCGCAGCAGAAGGUUUUACUAUGGUGAGGACUUGUCGCACAACGACGACAGCAGUGUCUAUGAAGACGCACAGCUGGACUGCAACGAAGAUCGCUCAACACGAACUCGAAGCAGCUUUGUGGACGAAAUGGAGCAGCUGAUUUGCUGUGACAGACCUAAGAAUAGAAAACGCCUUUCUCUGUACGAUGACGAUAGCGUAUUUCAGAUAUCUGACUAUAGAUACGGCGCAACGAAGACAAAGAGCAUGCUGGAAGUGAAGCCGCCCAACAAGUACGACGACACUUCCUCUGAUUCCACAGACAUCGAACUCGAUGACUUCAACUUUGACUUCGAAAAGUACUGGGAAGAAUUGGACAAAUCACCAUCGCCCCAAGAAGAGGACUUUCAAUUCAAGAACUCCAACAUCAUUGGACGGCCAAAGGUGAAGAAUAGUAAUGCGGAGCGCUACAACAACGGCAGUCUGAUCGACGAAUGCAUACCAAGUGCCGAAGAAUUGCUGCUUUACGAACCGCCGCCGCCUAUUCUCAAGACGCCUUCAGCUUCUCUAGAUCCACCUCAGCCGGAGGGUUACAUCAACAAUCUGGCCUACAAUGAAGCCUACGGUGCUGACUUUUACCAACCAAUGACGCCGGUGCACAAGAUGUCUCAAUUCACGCACAAAGUCUAUCCCGAAUUGCAUCCGGCGCACCACAAGUAUACGAAUUUCUACCCUCAGGAAGCAUUUGUCCAAUCACCACCGCCUUCCAACGCUAUCAGUCUGAUCAACAACAUCUUCUCGAUCUACAAGCCCAACAAGUAUUCACCCCUGAAUUGUCAUACGCAGCAAAUCAAGCCGGAGCCUUGCAAGAAAAUCCUCAUGCCCAGCACCAUUCGUCCUCUCGGAGAGCACGGCUUCCUGACAUCAGUUAAGCGACCGCUGCUCGUGAAGCCGAUGCCCAGCCAAGAGCAGGCGCAGUUCAAGAUCAUCCCCGAGAAGACAGGCCUUCGGAUUUCACCACUGUAUCGAUUCGACUUCGGCAGUGGUUCCAAGAAGAAGAUGAAGCUGAAGAGCACAGCGCGACCGCUGCUCUUCCCACAUUGACGCCACCUGGACAAUCUUCCCACCUUCGAUCGGAUUCGCAACUGCCUGAAACUCCUCCUCGGCAACUGACGCUCCUCCGGAGUCUCUCCUGCGUGGCCACAAGUGUGAUUCAAGUACGAUAAUGCAGAAAAUACGGACAAGUGAGAGUUUCUUUUAGGGAAAAUCCCUCGAGGCGCGAGUCUCAACCAAAACCCAAGGAAAAAUGAUAGUAUUGUUGUUACUAAAGAAAUAUUAAUAAUGUUAUAGCUUACCAGAAUAGUGUGAGAGAGUAUUUUUACUACAUCCCAUGAUCAUAAGGCGAUUUAUAUGGACAAAAACAACUUUAAAAAACAUUGUGAGACAACCAUCAAAUGCAUGCUCUUGAGCCGAUGCAAAUGAAGCUACAUAAGUAGGAUCUUGCAAAUUCUAGUCAUUAUUGAGUAUUAAAGAAGUGGACAAUUUUCCGCAUUUGGAGAUUGUCCAGUAGAUUAGCAUUUAAAAAAUAAAAUCUCUGAGGAAGGAAAGAGUAAAAUAAUUAAGGAUACUUAAAUGUUAUGGACAUUGUAUAAAUGAAAACAUAAAAUGUGACAUAAUUACGCCCGAAUCUUAUGAGAACAAAAACAUUUAUAAAAUAUUUCUGAAUCACGGAACCGUCCGUUUUGCACCUUCACCUCCUGAACCCUGUUUUUGUGGACUUCCACCAGGAUUUCCAUCUCCGAACCACUCUGUUUCCGGAUGAUCAACACAGAGAUAUUAUAAGAUUCUCUAUGCACAGAAUUUACAUUGUUGUCUUAACCUACUUUAGUGAAAACACACAAGAAGACUUCACGUGUUGCAAUCUUCAAUGAUAAAAAAAAAACAUCUUCUGGAGACAAUUUUUAUUGAAUUUAUAAUCAUUUGAUAUGGGAAACAUUCAUAAAUUUCUUCCGUUAAGUCCAAAACCACUUCCUCAGUGUAAAUAAUUCAGAAAUUCCGUGAGGCAUUGAAAACCUCAGAGUGGGUAUAAAAGAAAAGUUUAGACAUUAGGAAGGAUCAUUUUCACAUAACACAACACACAAAAAGAGAAAAAAACAUUUGGUGUUGGGUCCAAAAGUCUUAUAAAUAUCAAGCAAGCAUUAUAAAUUUAAAUAUGUGGUCAGCAUGAGAGAACUUAUUUACAUAAUAUACUUGCAGCAGCAUUAAGAACUUAGGCUUCACCUCUGUUUCCAGGACAAGCAUAAAAUAUUUAAGAAAUUCUUCCACCCACACAAGGACGAGAGAAAGCGAAGAAUUACCAAACAUGUCAGAAUACUUUUAUUGCAGAUUUAUGACUUCUAUUGCAAAGUUUCAAGUGGAAAAACUUUUUGGAAGAUGUUUUGGGAGAUGAUAAAAUUUAUGUUGCAAUGUUAUAUCUUUGACAUAUAUAGAAAUAUACAAUAUUAUUGUAGUUAUAUCGCUGAAGUAAAUGUUUAUGUCUGUGUGUGUGUGCGAUUGUGGAGAAAUCCCACUGGAAAAUUAUACACAAGGAAAAACCAUGAGUGUUUUAGAGGCGUUAAGACCAAAGAGAAACAUUUUACCGAAGAGAAAACUCUAGGAUCAUAAGAUUUACAAAGGGUAUACCUUAAACAAUGUGAUUUGUGACGUCAGUGUUAUUAAACUACAACCAUAAUGAAGAAGAAAUACCCCUUUCCUAACUGAUAAUCACCCUUAUUUUCUAAUAGAUAAAAUUUAUCCAAAUUGUAAUUGAAAGUCUGUGCAUGAGUGUACAUAGGGCAGGAAUCUGGUCAAAGGAUGGCGAGAAGGAGUCAUUAAAUUGAAAGACCCAUAGAGCACGCCUUUAUAAAAUGUUAUUCAUAAUUAUUGACUAGUGGUAAUGUCCCCACUAAAUGGAUAAAAUAUGAAAAAGAUAUGAAUUGUAUAUGUAAUAUUGUAACUUAAAAUAAUGAAAUUUUAAUUAUACACGUAAUUAGUUAUACACAAUGAUUGUAAGCAAAUUGCAGAAAGAUAUUUGCAUUAUCCACUGUGCACGUUUUCUCCCAUGAAAACCACAAAAAAAAUGUCAGAAACCCUCAUAACUGUACAUUAUGCUGAAGAUAUCAGAGAUAAAUGUUGACAAUUGUUAAAUGCACCUGAAAGAGUCAUACCGAUUAUUGUACGUAUUGUAAUUCUCCUGUGAAAAACAUGUAAUUCUGAAGAGAUAAGAAAACGAUUGAGGGCCACUAACAGAAGAUACACGCAUAUCUCAAGAUAUGUGUAGAUCAGAUAUUUCUUAUUUUAUAGUUUACAGAAAUCAUUCAAUGCGUUUCAGGACAUUUUUUGAACAAGAAGCUUAUUCAAUUUUGCGCAUUUUUAGAUCAAAUGUAAUUAAGGCAAAAUUUGCAUUUUAUUAAACAAUCAUUCUGAAUCUAAUCAGUCUUAAAACACCCAUAAAAUGUAUUUAGAGAGCAUAUCUCUAACACAUGAAGAGCCUGAAGAAAGUUGCAAGAGAAAUAAAGGAAUAAUCACUUUACUUCCACGGCGUUUUUGAAUUAUUUAUCUACCAUUUCCUUCGGAGAGAAUCCCUCAAAAAGAAAAAAAGGUCUUUCUU